Molecule: messenger RNA, 1680 nt
Organism: Geosmithia morbida
Lineage: Eukaryota; Fungi; Ascomycota; Sordariomycetes; Hypocreales; Bionectriaceae
Exons: 3
Coding region: 1-1680 (559 amino acids)
Source: RefSeq, a predicted model, not a curated record
AUGUCUCCCGAUAUGGCUUCGUCCCUGUUCCCCGACCGGCCGAUCAGGCCGUUACCGAAACGACGUCUCCGUGAGAGGCUGACGCCCGAGGCGGCCGAGUCCAUACGAUACCCUCCCUCCACCUUCAGCUCGGUGCCCCUCUUCCAGUACCCUCCAUACUCGGCCAGGGACGAGGCAGCAACGCCGAGGGCGGCAGGUCCUGCUAGCAACAGCACUGUGCCUGACCAGGGCCGCCAGUCUACUCGGAAUUACACAAUCAACGCCGCUACCGGCACCGCCGCGUCUGGCCCCCGCACCGCUCUCGUGAGGAGGGAACACCCCGAGAUCCUCAACACAUCCGCCGCCGCCGCCGCCGCCGGCCGUCCGGCAGCAGCAGCAAGACCGGACCAGCGUCAACAGUCGUUGAGACUGUCGGACCCGCCGCCGCCGCCAUCGGCUGCCUCGUCAGUCGAUGGCUACGACUCGUUUGAGAACACCAAUAAUAAGAAGAAGCGUAAGAUUCCGUCAGCCGGGGACUCAACGUUGAAUGGCACGCACGGCAGCAGCCUGGGCAGCGACGUGAGCUCGCCGCAAGGAGGCGGUGGGGUGGCGACGACGACGGCAGCAGCAGCAGCAGCAGCAGCAGCGACGGCAGCGGCCGCGGCCGAGGUCAACGGCGACAGGGCCGGUGGUGUGGGAUAUGCUGGGUCGGGGUCCUUUGGUGCUAACAACAGCAGUCCCGGGAUGUCUGGCUCCGGGCGAGGUCGUCUUGUGGGACGGUCUAGGAACGGGAGGAGUCCGCUACGUGCGCUGUCGGACGGCAACAACACGUGGGCCGGGAGGCCACCGAAAGGCCCGGCGCCGCACUGGGCCUCCUCGGCAGACUACGAAGGGGGUAGUGGCAUCAUCUCAACCGCCAUCGCCAAGGCGGAAAGACUGGCUCCCCGGCAGGGCCAGGAGAAUGUCAGCCUGCUCGAGCAGCACAGCGCCGUUGCGAAAACGGCACCGGCGUCGACGCAGUUUACGUUUACCUGCGAAUCGCAGGUUCCCGGAUCUCUUCAGUGGCCUGCAUCAGGUAAAACGGCGAGAGCUGGCAUGGCUUCGGAGAAAUCGGCGGCAGGGGUGUCCGGAUCGUCGGGCAGCGGCGGACCCCCAGAUGAUCCGUCCAAAGGAUCUGGCGGACGAGGGGGCGGAUCGUCGAGGCGGAAGAAGGGCCGGGCGCUAUCCAAGGAGCUCAAGGCAGCUGCGGAACAGCGUGAACAGGCAACGCGGGAGCAAAACGCGCACAACCCGCCCAAGGAGUCGGAGCGGUGGAUGUGCGAGUUCUGCGAGUACAAGGCCAUCUUUGGCAAAGAACCGGAAGCACUGAUCCGUAAGUACGAGAAGAAGGACCUCCGAGCUCGACAGGAGGAGGCGGACCGGAAGCGUCUCCUGGAGAAGGCCAAGGCCAAGGGCCGCAAGGCCAAGAGGAGCGGCAGCGCGGCGACCAAGGGCGGCAGCGCGGGCAACCAAGCGGGCGGGACCCAGACGGCGGGGACCGAGGCGGAGCAGUGGAACGACGGAGGACUGUUCCACGAAACGGCCGAGGCUGUAUACGUGCAGGAAGAGCCCGGGGCGGCAUCUGACGGCGGCGGGGCGUCUCGGAGAGGCAAGCUGAAGGACCAGCUGUCGCACGACAGCGGAACGAUACCGCCAGGCUAG